GAUGCAAUGUCUGUGAGGAACAGCUGUUUCCGUCGAGAAGGACUCUAGUUAUGGAGUUUGAAACUAAAAUCUACCCUCAGAUUGGUGGAUAUGGGCGAUACAACCGGAUCAUAACGCUUUUCAGCUGGUUUCCAAACUUUGCGGUUUCGUUGAAUCUUUUCAGCGAUGUUUUCUUCACUCUCGUUCCCGAGUCUUACCACUGCAAACCUGACCUGGCGUUACUGCCGCCGUCUUCUCUUCUCGGAAACCUCUCCAGACAAGCCUACCUCAACCUCAGCAUCCCGUGGCUGAAGGGGUCUGGGCUCAGUCACUGCGAACUUUACAAAUACCCGCUGAAUAUGAGCAACUACACGGAGAGCGAGCCGAGGGACGUGGUGCCGUGCACCAGAGGAUGGGAGUACGGCGAACCGGCGGGACUACACAACAAUUUAGUGACUGAGUGGGACUUGGUAUGUGCCAACUACUGGAAGAUUCCACUCCAGCACAUUUGUUUAAUGACAGGCUGGACCUUGGGCUAUAUACUCCUUGGCACUAUGUGUGACUGGUUGGGUCGUCGAUGUGCUCUGCUGCUAUCAGUGGUUCUUUCUGGUCUGCUGGGAAUCAUGGCUUGUCUUUCUAACAGUCCUUCUGUAUUCCCAUUUCUUCGACUCUGCCAAGGCUCAGCAUUAGCUGGAGUGUUUUUGUCAUCUUAUAUUUCACGCAAGUACUCUCCAUCAUUUGACCUCUUUUUAAGUAUGCGUCUGAUAAGAUUGUCUGCUGUACACAAGUGGUUUUGUAAGAUGCAUGUUUUGCUAGGAACACUUCAGGUCAAUAUUGAAUAGUAUUGGCUUGGAAAA
This is a messenger RNA of Carassius carassius (crucian carp), 836 nucleotides long. Its product is annotated as putative solute carrier family 22 member 31. Bases 51 to 821 code for a protein of 256 amino acids. Lineage: Eukaryota; Metazoa; Chordata; Actinopteri; Cypriniformes; Cyprinidae. The transcript has 3 exons. The record is from RefSeq and is a predicted model, not a curated record.